UACGAAUGUUUUCACAUGUAUAUUGGCUACCUCCCGGCCGCAGAGCUGGCGUCGGUGACGGCGCUGGACAAGAACGGCCUGCAGGUGGUGCUGGCGGUGGCGCGCGCCGCGGCCGGCGCGGAGCUCACCAUGCGCGCCACCUCCAGCCUCGCGCACACGCUCACAGACUUCCUGUUCCAGGCCGCCGUGCCCAGGACAUUCCAACUAGACAUGAUGUCACCAUCCGGCACCGUACUGCCGCCACAGGGUGAGAUCACGCAAGUACUCAAGAUAACUAAUCCAUCCAGGUCGGCGCUGCGGCUGCGGAUACGAGUGUCGUACAACGUGGAGGGCUCCCCCGUACUGGAGCAGGCGGAGGUCAACAACUUCCCGCCGGAACUGUUCUACUGACGAGCGCCGCGCCGCACUCCGCAGCGCCCGCGGCCCGCGCGGCUGCGGAGCGGGACCCGGGGCCGCUAGGCGUGGGGACCGGCCUUUAUACGUAACGAGGUUUAUUCAUAUAUACGUUGUUGUUGCACACCAGCAAGAGCUAUAGGGUGCGUGCUAGCACAAACACCCUAGAAUAUCAGCUUGUAACAGUCCCUCUGCUAGGCAAAGAUGAGAAUAUAAUGUGGGUUCACUGCAAUCCGAAACAGAUUGAUCAUGCCCAUGAGACGAAAAUAUUAGAAUUAUUCUGAGGUUCUCGGGCUCAUCGAGCAGUUAACAAGAUCUUAUUGAAUUGCAAUACGUUCGGCUUAGCCCACGCCUAUGCAUGCAUCUAAUUUUAACUCAUCUCGAUAAUCGAUGACCGUCUCCACGUCUGAAUGAUGUCGAACACCGCGACGAAGACUGACCACAGGCCACCUCUGCCGUACACAGCCGUCAG
Messenger RNA from Trichoplusia ni (cabbage looper), 865 nucleotides. RefSeq names its product AP-1 complex subunit gamma-1-like. The coding region runs from base 16 to 390 and encodes 124 amino acids. Gene Ontology annotation, molecular function: small GTPase binding. Gene Ontology annotation, cellular component: trans-Golgi network. The record is from RefSeq and is a predicted model, not a curated record. NCBI's taxonomy places the organism in Eukaryota, Metazoa, Arthropoda, Insecta, Lepidoptera, Noctuidae. Gene Ontology annotation, biological process: intracellular protein transport; vesicle-mediated transport. The transcript has 3 exons.